AAAAAAAAUACAUUUUGAUUUCCUUGAAACAUUAUUUUAUAGUUUUGAUGGGAAAUCAUGCUUAGUUUUGGUCAUUUCUGGUCAUAUUUUUUAAGUUUUUUCUCCUUCUUGAUGUUAUUGUGUAUUGUUUGGUGUGUUUUUAGGUACUUUUAGGUCGUCACGUGACCUCCCCACUUUCUCCUCCCUGCGCUACAGGACGUCCACAAAAUGGAGAACCGAGACGCAAAGGAACCAGAGCAGCUGAGAAAGCUCUUUAUUGGAGGACUGAGUUUUGAGACAACAGAGGAGAGUCUACGGGCACAUUUUGAGCAAUGGGGGACUCUCACAGAUUGUGUGGUAAUGAGGGAUCCCAACAGCAAGCGGUCAAGAGGUUUUGGCUUUGUUACAUAUUCGAAUGUGACCGAAGUGGACGACGCCAUGAAAGCAAGGCCUCACAAAGUAGAUGGUCGUGUUGUUGAACCCAAGAGGGCUGUGUCCAGAGAGGACUCAAACAAACCAGGCGCACAUCUCACCGUAAAGAAGAUCUUUGUCGGUGGUAUCAAGGAGGACACCGAGGAAUAUCACAUCCGGGAAUAUUUUGAGAAAUACGGGAAGAUUGAAUGCAUUGAUAUAAUGGAAGAGCGCUCCACAGGGAAGAAGAGAGGAUUCUGUUUUGUCACCUUUGAUGACCAUGACACUGUGGACAAGAUUGUUGCCCAAAAAUAUCACAUAAUCAACUUCCAUAACUGUGAAGUCAGAAAAGCUCUGUCGAAACAGGAAAUGAACGCUAUAUCCAGUAACCGAGGCAGGAGUGGAGGAUCAGGAAACUUCAUGGGUAGAGGUGGUGGUAACUUUGGAGGCAGUGGGAACUUUGGACGAGGUGGUUAUGGUGGAGGACGUGGUUAUGGGGACGACUUUGACAAUGGUCCAGGAGGAAAUUAUGGUGGGGGACCUGGCUACAGAGGAGGUGGUGGUGGCUACGGAGGAGGUGGUCCGGGAUAUGGCAACCAGGGUGGAGGAUUUGGUGGCAACUGUGAUGGAGGUUAUGGGGGCAAUAGUGGAGGUUAUGGAGGUGGUGGAAAUUACAAUGACUUUGGAAAUUAUGGGGGGCAGCAGUCAAACUAUGGACCCAUGAAGGGAGGUAACUUUGGUGGGAGGAACUCCGGUGGACCCUAUGGUGGUGGUUAUGGCUCUGGAAGUGGCGGCGGUGGCUAUGGCUCACGGCGGUAUUAAUUCUUGGUUGUUUUGAUAUGGAUUCUCUUCUUGCUGAAAAUCUGUAAAGACCUGAUAACUUGGAAGGUUCUGGAUGGGUAAGACUUUUAUUUUUUUUUGGAAACAUUUUUUAAGGUUGUAUAUCUAUCUUGUAAUGUACUAUGUGGAAAGGCAAUGUACCUGGAAACGGCCUUAAGGUGAGGAUUGAAGGGUUUUUAAUUCAAAACUGAAUCAAAAAAUUCAGAACAAAACUAGCAAACUAAGAAGAUCUCAAAACUUGAACAUGAAUAUGUAUUUAGUUGACACCAAGCAUACAGGUCUGAGCACGUGAGGCUGUCAAGCAGACACACCGGGUGUGUGACGUGCAUUCAAGAAUGUACUAAAUGUGGAUUUAGCCUAUGGCGUUCACAUUGGAUAAUCUGGGAGGGGCUUCUUUUUCUACUGUUUACUAGAGGUGCAAAUUGGCAAGACCCUGACGAUACGUGUCGCAAUAUGUGACUCCAGAUACGAUACAUAUCCCAACAUUGUAUCAGAACAGUUUUUCACUUUUUUUGUUCAUGACUAUGACUUAGAAAUAAACUAACUGAAUAUGAAUACACUUUUUAUUGUAAUAAAAUAGUAAAAUUAAUUUUAUUUAAUCGUCAGAACAUUAGGCACUGCAACUGAUACUGGCAGCAAUGUAGCCAAAGAGUGUCUGGGGUUUUAGGAGGGGAACAAAAGUAAGAUGUUGAUGGAAACUAAAAUAAUUAAAUAUCGUCUUGUCGGCUUUUUAAAUUGAUACAACUAUCGCCAAAGAAGAUAUUGUGAUAUAAUCCCAAAUUGAUUUUUCUCUAAACCCAUACUGCUUACUAGUGCUUGUCCACCACCUGCAGUUGGAAGAUGCUUGGUUUAAUGUGGAAGCAGUGCAAAUCUUUCUGUCACAGCUCUAUUCCGAUACAUAGAGAGGUUUGGUGUUGUAUAAUCUGGCCGCGAUUAUUACCUUGAUCUGCGUGAUCAGCUUUUAAGUAGUUGGCACUUGUGCAAAUUAAAAGGGAUAUGACCCACAAGUCACUACUAAAUCAGAAUCCCUGAUUGGUCAAAGUCCGUAAAGCCCUAAAACAGUCGUAUAAAUUUGCACAGCUACGCUUGAACGGGAGACUGGCGAUGUGAACGUAGCUUCAGACACUAAAUAAUUGUCCUAAAAUCUCUACGUUGGGGGGAAUAAAUACUUUAAGGUCAAACUAAAUGAAACAGACCUGGACACAAAUAUUGGCAUGUUGCAUUUGUUUUUUAAUCCACCUCCUUGUGAGCAAAAUGUUCUAGUUUAAAGGAUGACUUCAUGUUUCUACUUCAAAUCUUCUGAUGCUUGGGUGACCUAUAUUGAUCCAGAAUUCCUUGAUAGUUUUGGGAUUUCAUUGAACCAUCCUUGCACAGAUUUAGGACACCUUGUGCCAGAUGUAGCGAAGAUAGCAGCACCAGACCAUAAACAAAUCUCCCUCAUGUUUUUUUUUUUUUUUUUUUGCUGGUAUGCUUUGUGAUUGUGAAGCUGACAUGCCUCACCAAAAAUCCAGCCCUUCUUGAAAAAAACAGUCUCCAAGCAUUAAUGUGUGUUGUGGCACAUGAACGAUUGGACUUUUUUUUAAAAAAAUGUAUAGUAUACUAAAAGUAUCAUCAUUCAUUGGUAUUUGGCUCAUUAUUAAUGUCAGCAGAAGCCAGAUAAUAGUGAUAAAGGGAUAAAGUACUGAAGCAGAAAACAUGCAGGACGAUUGUCUCUACAGAGAAACUGCUAUACAGUAACUGUAAAAUGUCUUUUAUUAUUUAAGUUCUUGUUUAUUUAUUUCUUUUCAAAGUAUUGGUGCUUUGUGAACCUACUAUUUUUGUAGAACAGUUUUUUAAUUAGAAAACAUGUAAACUUGUUUUUUUAAUAGUCUCAUCCAUUAACGAUCUACAUUUUUUUUCUGUUGUGCAAUAAAUCAAUUUUGUGAAAUAAAACUGUCGUCUGGAUGAUUUGUCACUUUGAUUUGAAUACAGUAUAUCAAACCCUUUCACCUAAGUGGAAGUGGUGUGGGCGAUCAAAGGUGAGGCACUUUCUGUGUGUGAAAGUUCAUUGUGUAGUGGAUCUUUACUAACAUAUUCUGUGCGUUUUGUUACGCAACCAUACAAAAAAAAAGAAA
Oryzias melastigma (Indian medaka) is the source of this 3344-nucleotide messenger RNA. It is a transcript of the gene hnrnpa3, whose product is annotated as heterogeneous nuclear ribonucleoprotein A3. The record is from RefSeq and is a predicted model, not a curated record. Bases 208 to 1212 code for a protein of 334 amino acids. Lineage: Eukaryota; Metazoa; Chordata; Actinopteri; Beloniformes; Adrianichthyidae. Gene Ontology annotation, molecular function: RNA binding. The transcript has 11 exons.